Molecule: messenger RNA, 1657 nt
Organism: Anneissia japonica
Lineage: Eukaryota; Metazoa; Echinodermata; Crinoidea; Comatulida; Comatulidae
Exons: 3
Coding region: 591-1361 (256 amino acids)
Source: RefSeq, a predicted model, not a curated record
ACACUGUGGUUUAUACAGUUGUUUCGUGCUUGUUUUGUAAAUCUCCGACUACAUUUUAACACCGUGGGGGAUCUGUAAAGUUUCGACAUGGUAAAAUCGGAUGGCAUCGCGCAUGCGCAUGGCCUUUAUACGGGCAAUAAGUAUGCUCUGAAAACGUAGAACUGUUAAUACUAUUCAUACGAAAACAGGAUACCAAUCGGACGUAGGCAGUUGACAAUCAACAUCGUCGUCAUUGUUUUGUUCGACAACGAAUAUUUUGAUUGGCCAAUGAACUAGAACCUUAAUACAGUCGAUUAAGUUUACUAGUAAAUGUAGACGGUACCAAUGUAGACCGACUUGGUCAUCACUGACAGUACACCGGUGGGUUACGUGAAUUUAUCUUACCGACAAUAAAACUAUUCGGUUCGUAUUGAAAACUGGCCAGUGAUCGAGAAUUUAGCCAUUGUAGCAUGCAAGUCAAUAAUCAUGGUUAGAGACACACUGAAAGGUGAAAGUUCAUCUGUGUGAUACCCUUCAACUCAAUAGUACUCGUUCAAUAUAAUAGGCCUAGUCCUUUUUUUUUGGCAAAUAUUGAUAACAACUUAAGAGGAAUGAUGUAUUGGGCAGAAAGGACAAACCUACCCCCUAUUACAGAAGCACAAGAUCCAUUGUCAUCGCAAAGAAAAGGCAACGUAUUUAAUGCAAAAACAAAUAAGGAGUUUAAAAACACGCAGCCGGUCACUAUUGAAGUUUUAAUCAGGCCGAAAUUUGGACACAAUGCGGAACGGAACCUAAAUCCAAAAGAACGGAUUAAGCCAGUUAGACCGACAAGAAGUUUUACGCCAAAGCCUAAGCCGGGGUUUACGCACGAGAGGGGGACAAGUUUAAAGAAUGCUCAACCACCUUGUGAACGUCCAAAACUUAGAAAAACAGUAUCUUGCAUUCAACAUAUUAAGGAGGAACACGGCCACUUGCCUGCUACAGAACAUACCAAUGUGGUCCCAAGAGAAAGCUCAGCGACAUUCUCAAAAUCAACUUUAACAAGUAGUACUGGUAAUUCAAAUGAAUCGGUUAACAGAAUAAGGACAGUUCGUAAAGCGAAAUGGAGCAACAAUAACGGUUCAAGAAAAAUAAGUUUAGCACAAAAUGAGGACGUUUCUCAAAUUGUUACAAGUAAGAGGCAAACAAAUGAACAGUUUUUAGACGGGAAAACGAAAAAUCGAAUAAUAAAAUGGCUGUCAGGAGUUGAAACAGCAAGAGAGUCGAAGGAAGCAAAAACUCAAAAUAUAGAAAACGAAAUAGUACAAUCAAUUAAUGAUUCUGAACAAACGCUUCCUAUGAUAGAUGAAGAAAACGAUAUUUCACCAACUCAACAAACUUAAUAUUAUUGAACAGACGAGGACUAAACUAAUAUUCAUGUUGUCUUUGAUUAAUAACUGUAACUUAUUGCAAAUGUUUUAAAUGCAACCUAUUUUAUUUGCAGUGUUUGUUUUAAUUAUAUAUUUUAAUUGUAAAUUGAUUAUAUUUAUAGUUUAAAGACACAGCAAAUGGAAGUGGUAAUAUUGUUACUAUAAAUGAUGAUGUUUUAAAUAUAGAUCUCUAGUUUUUGAAGUGGAUAUGAAUGAAUUCUUUUUUGAUGUAUCUACAUAAUAAAAACAAACACAUUAUGAAGCACCUA